This is a messenger RNA of Brassica oleracea var. oleracea, 1916 nucleotides long. Its product is annotated as abietadienol/abietadienal oxidase. NCBI's taxonomy places the organism in Eukaryota, Viridiplantae, Streptophyta, Magnoliopsida, Brassicales, Brassicaceae. The record is from RefSeq and is a predicted model, not a curated record. Gene Ontology annotation, molecular function: monooxygenase activity; heme binding; oxidoreductase activity, acting on paired donors, with incorporation or reduction of molecular oxygen. Gene Ontology annotation, biological process: multicellular organism development; brassinosteroid homeostasis; sterol metabolic process.
CUAAAAAAGGCUACUUGGGGUCAAAGCAACCUCGCAACACUACAACGACGACUCUCUUACAUCCUUUUAUAAUGCUUAACAUUAUCACCUUCCUUUUCAUUUUUAUAAUCUCCUCAGUUUCUGCUUACUCGUUCUGUAGUCUUAGCUGUAAACUCUUUAUAUAAAAACUAACUCUCCACGAACUCUCCACACACAUCGAGACAGAACACAACAGAGGAACUGAUUUUAAUGGCUGAACAUACAAGAAAAUCCUAUUGGUUUCUCUCUGUUUCUGGAUUAACCACGUUUCUCGCCUGCAUCAUCAUCUUCCUUCUCGUGGGGAUAACAAGACGAAAGAGAAGAGAGCCUCACAGGCUGCCUCCAGGAAGCAGAGGAUGGCCUUUGAUCGGAGACACCAUAGCUUGGCUCAAUGCCGUUUCCGGCUCUCAUCCUUCCAGCUUCGUCGAGAAACAAGUCAAAAGGUAUGGGCGGAUAUUUUCAUGUAGCUUGUUUGGGAAAUGGGCCGUGGUAUCAGCAGACCCGGCGUUUAACAGGUUCAUAAUGCAGAACGAAGGCAAGCUGUUUCAGUCUAGUUAUCCGAAGUCUUUCAGGGAUUUGGUGGGAAAAGAUGGAAUCAUAACUGUCCAUGGAGAACAACAGAGACGCCUUCACUCAAUCGCAUCGAGCAUGAUGCGUCAAGACCAGCUCAAGACUCAUUUCCUUGAGGAUAUCCCCGCGGUUAUGCUUCAGACGUUGAGUAACUUCAAGGACGGUGAAGUUGUCCUUCUCCAAGAUGUCUGCAGAAAGGUUGCGAUUCAUCUUAUGGUUAACCAACUUAUUGGAGUGUCGAGCGAAUCAGAAGUAGAUGAAAUGUCUCAGCUUUUCUCUGAUUUUGUUGAUGGAUGUCUCUCUGUUCCUAUCAACUUGCCUGGCUUCACUUACUACAAAGCCAUGAAGGUAAUGAUCAGUAAAACAAAACCAAUGGUUGGUCUUUUCCUGAGAGUGUUCUUGUUUCAUGUUCAGGCAAGAAAGGAGAUCAUAAGGAAGAUAAACAAGACGGUAGAGAAGCUGGUGCAUAGCAAAGAGGCAGAUACUGCUGGGAACGGUGUACUUGGAAGGUUGCUAGAAGAAGAAAGCUUACCAAAUGAAUCAAUGGCAGAUUUCAUCAUCAAUCUUAUGUUUGCUGGAAAUGAAACUACAGCGAAAACAAUGCUGUUUGCGGUUUACUUCCUCACUCACUGUCCUAAGGCAAUGACCCAAAUCCUGGAGGAACACGAGAAACUUGCGGGAGAAACACUAACAUGGCAAGAUUACAAGACAAUGGACUUCACUCAAUGUGUAAUAGAUGAAACACUCAGGCUUGGUGGGAUUGCAAUAUGGCUAAUGAGAGAGGCUAAAGAAGAUGUCUCAUAUCAAGAUUACGUGAUCCCCAAGGGAUGCUUCGUGGUUCCUUUUCUAUCAGCAGUGCACUUAGACGAGAGCUAUUACAAGGAAAGUCUUUCCUUCAAUCCAUGGCGGUGGCUUGACCCUGAAACUCAGCAAAAGAGGAACUGGAGAACGAGUCCUUACUAUAGCCCAUUUGGUGGAGGAACUCGGUUUUGUCCAGGAGCAGAGCUGGCUCGCCUUCAGAUAGCUCUCUUUCUGCAUUUCUUCAUCACUACAUACAGGUGGACACAACUUGAGGAAGAUCGUAUCUCCUUCUUCCCUUCUGCUCGUCUAGUGAAUGGAUUCAAGAUCCAGUUGAACAGACGGGAGAAAGAUCCUCCUCAAUGUCAAUAACCAACCCAACAAUCUUCACUUUUGUAGAUCUAUCUCUUUGUAAUGAUAUGUAUAUUCACUGUUAAAACGCAAGUGAUUUUUGUUGUCAUUAUUGUAACUCCAGAUUUGCAUAAUAGUGUUUUAACUCCAAAGUCACUCCAAUCCAACUUACUACUCUG